Molecule: messenger RNA, 1041 nt
Organism: Aegilops tauschii subsp. strangulata
Lineage: Eukaryota; Viridiplantae; Streptophyta; Magnoliopsida; Poales; Poaceae
Source: RefSeq, a predicted model, not a curated record
AAGGAUGAGAUGAGGAAACAAAGCAAUCUCUCCUAAGUCCAUCAGCGAUGGCCCGACCCAACCCGCCAGCCGCACCUCGCGGCCUCGGCCUCGGCCCACGACUGCCUCUCCCACCCGCGCAGGCCGCUUGCCAGCCCAGCUCGCCUCUCGGCCUCGGCCCAAGCCCGCCGCUCUCGCCCACGCCCGCCCGCCGUGUGACAAACCUGCCUAUAUAACCGGCCCUUCUCACCCCGCGCCCCUUCCCUUCCCCUCCCCUUCUUCCGCCGCCGACGCCGAGGCGCCUUCCUCGUCCCAUCUCGUCGCCGACGACCGCUGCUUGCCUCCUCUCCGUCAGCCCCGAAGGUUUGCAACAAUGGUUCGCCCGGUGAUGGCGAAGUUGCUGCGCCCAGAUUUGCUGCAAGGCAGCGACUAUGUAAAGGGAUAUGAGAUCGAUGGCCUUCGUACCCCAUAUGUGAUUUGGAGGGAGAACUACCUCGAUUCAAUUAACCGCACCCUGGUAAAACUCAACUACCAGCUGCCAGCGGGUGUGCAAGUGGACCUAAACAUGAAUCGAUCUUGUUUUCCGGUUGUGGGCUGGAUGUCUGUUGAGGAUCUCUUGGAAAUCGUUAGUGUUGAGCUUCGUGACAGAGGUGUCAUUCCUGUAGCAGUCUAUGCUGAAGGAAAGAUCAUUCCAGCAGAUUGUCGCUUCUCCUACAUCAACAAGCAGUAUAUGGGGCAAAACGGUUUCAUCACUCUUGACUGCGUUACUGAGAGGGUCGAGGAGGAAGGUGAGGAUGAAGCUGUUGACGAUCUCUUCUGAAACUUCGACAGCUCUGGACUUGGAUUGAGGCAAAAAGGAAGUCGAGUCUGAUGCAGUACCUCUUACUAUAAUAUUAGCUAUAAAUAUUUGAGCCCGCUCAAACUCUGUAUUUUGAUAAGGUUCUUUGGCACCUUGGAUAGAUUACCCUGUGGGCGUUAUGUUUUGUAUUGGUUACCUUAUUACUCGGAUUAUGCAAUGUUUUGGAACGGAGUGAAUUAUCUGGAUGAUAUGGCCAAUUUAUA